AUGUCUGGACACGGCAAGAGGAAGGCAAAGCCCUGGUCUUCAAGAUCCCAGUCAAAGAGGGCUGGUUUGCAAUUCCCCGUGAGCCGUGUUCACCGGUACCUGAAGAAGGGGCGCUAUGCAGUGAGAAUAAGCCCCAGUGCUGCAGUCUACCUGGCUUCUGUGCUACAGUACCUGAGUGCUGAAGUGCUGGAGGCAGCAGGGUAUGUGACCCAGGCAAAGGGGUACCAACGCAUCAUGCCAAGGCAUAUCCUGCUGGGCAUUAAGUGUGACGACGAACUGCAUAAACUGUUCAACCAUGUGACUAUUCCCCAAGGAGGUGUCCCGCCCAGAAUUGAGAAGCCACUUCUGACCAAGAAAACCAAUAAAAAGUCUGUGAGUAGAAAGAGAGCUGCCCCCUGCUAG
This is a messenger RNA of Chrysemys picta bellii (western painted turtle), 402 nucleotides long. Its product is annotated as late histone H2A.1-like. Lineage: Eukaryota; Metazoa; Chordata; Testudines; Emydidae. Gene Ontology annotation, molecular function: protein heterodimerization activity; structural constituent of chromatin; DNA binding. Gene Ontology annotation, biological process: heterochromatin formation. The record is from RefSeq and is a predicted model, not a curated record. Gene Ontology annotation, cellular component: chromatin; nucleosome.